Oncorhynchus gorbuscha (pink salmon) is the source of this 2171-nucleotide messenger RNA. RefSeq names its product cyclic AMP-dependent transcription factor ATF-7-like. The record is from RefSeq and is a predicted model, not a curated record. The transcript is spliced from 13 exons. NCBI's taxonomy places the organism in Eukaryota, Metazoa, Chordata, Actinopteri, Salmoniformes, Salmonidae. The coding region runs from base 196 to 1755 and encodes 519 amino acids. Gene Ontology annotation, biological process: regulation of transcription by RNA polymerase II. Gene Ontology annotation, molecular function: DNA-binding transcription factor activity, RNA polymerase II-specific; cAMP response element binding.
UUGUAAACAUUAGACUUGCUCGUGUUCAGAUAUCAAGAUGUUACCGAAAAUACUUUGUCUUGGAACAAUUGACCUUCUGUCACAUAUACCUUCCCCAUUCUGAAAUACUUAUUUGACGCGCCUCAAAUUGUGUCAGUGCCCUAGCCAGCUAGCUAGCCUGUGUGACUGGGUGUUGUGUACAGCUCUUUGUGUGAGAUGGGGGACGAUCGACCUUUUGUGUGCACCGCCCCAGGCUGUGGCCAGAGAUUUACUAAUGAAGACCAUCUAUCGGUCCACAAACACAAGCAUGAGAUGACCCUGAAAUUUGGUCCUGCCAGAACUGACUCCGUCAUCAUUGCAGACCAGACCCCCACACCCACCCGCUUCCUGAAGAACUGUGAGGAGGUGGGUCUGUUCAACGAGCUGGCCAGCUCCUUCGAGCAGGAGUUCCGGAAGGCCCAUGAGGAUGACCAAAGGAACAAAAACCCGCUCACGGCCCCCCAGCUUCCGGCCCCACCCCUACAGACCCCCUCUGGGGUGAAAGAAGAGGAUGAGGGACCUCUGGAGGUCGACUCCUCCCCACCAGGCAGUCCUGACUCCACCUCCAGCAUGUCGGACAGCAGCAAAGAGCCAAUGGUGAGAGGAAAGGAGACUCCUCCACGGCCGGUGGUGAGCUCUGCCCCCACGCCAACUAUCGUACGCCCAGGCUCCCUUCCCAUUCACCUUGUUUACGACCCCCUGCACCCGACUCUGCCCUCGCCAACCUCUGUCAUCACACAAACCCCGCCCUCCAACAGACAACUGGGCUCUCCGACAGGUUCCUUCCCGCUGGUAAUGCAUCUCCCCAACGGACAGACAGUCCCUCUCCUCCCCAGCCCAAAUAUGACCUCGGUCAUAUCUCUGGCGAGGCCGUUUAAUUUGGUGCCCAACAUCCCUGGGAUUCCAGGCCCUCCGAUUGGUGGGACCAGCAGUGGCUCCUCCUCCCCAUCUGGGUAUAGUCUACACUCCGAGGCUAAGAUGAGGCUGAAGGCAGCGCUGACCCAACAACAGCAGCAUGGCCCAGGGGCUCAGAACGGGGCUGGAGAGGGCCCAGGGGGGGCAGGUUCCAGCCCCAUUGUCCCCCAGAGACAUGAGCAGAGCCAGCAGCCCUCGCAGCACUCUGACACACCCUCUCCCGCACAGCCACAGCAAACCAGCAGUGGCUCCUCCUCUCCAUUUGGGUAUAGUCUACAUUCAGAGGACAUGAUGAUGUCCCCAGCCCAGCCCACAGGUGGUAGGAGACGGCGGGGUGCGGAGGUUGACCCAGACGAGAGGAGGCAGCGCUUCCUGGAGAGGAACAGGGCGGCGGCUUCUCGCUGCCGACAGAAACGCAAGGUGUGGGUCGGCUCUCUGGAGAGGAAGGCAGAGGACCUGGCUACCAUGAAUGUUUCUUUGACUAAUGAAGUGGGUCUGCUGAGGAACGAGGUCACCCAACUGAAACAGCUGCUGCUGGCCCACAAAGACUGCCCUGUCACUGCCAUGCAGAAGAAGUCUGCCUACGUAGCUGCAGGAGUAGAGGAGAACUCCAGGGACCCCCCCUCCGAGCCUAUGGGUUCCCCAGCCCCGGUUAUCCAGCACGGGCCUUCGCCCCUUGCCCCCAGCCCUGGGGCCAUCACCGUCAACGGGCUGAGCGUCCGCGCGGCUGAGGCAGUAGCCAUGUCGGUCCUGGGCGGCAUGGGGGCGGCCCAGCAGGGAGGGGUCCUCAUGGCCACACAGCCGCAGCCGGCCCCCAGAUGAUGAGCAGGCGCAGGGAGCCAGUAAGAACUCUACAUUGGGCUUUACGAGGCUGGACUGGCACAAUGAUGUGUGCAAGAGAUUGAAAGAGAGAAAGGGACCUGAUUUGAAAUCUGAAAUUCCACCUGUUGAUAGUACUUCUCACUCCCCUCCCCAUCUUUCUCCAUCCUACGCUCUAUGACCUUGGACACACUUGAUAGCCUGACAGCCAAUGAUAAUCACUGAACAGACUGAGUAGUCCUGCCUCUUGGGCCCAUUUUCUGAUUGAUCCUAGCUUGGAUGCACUGUCACUGUCUACAGUUGAAGUCGGAAGUUUACAUACACUUAGGUAGGAGUCAUUAACUUGUUUCUCAACCACUCCCAACAUUUCUUGUUAACAAACUAUAGUUUUGGAAAGUCAGUUAGGACAUCUACUUUGU